AUGCCUUGGAUAUUUCGUUAUUUUCUUGUCUGUGUCUCGGUCACCGACCUUGUAAUCGCUGAGGAUCAAUGCAGGAUAGAAAUGAACAUUCGUGGCAUGGCUCUCAAAGGUUUCGCUUUUAAGAGAAUGGCGGUGGCGGCUCCUCACAUCUGUGAUAUCUUAUGUGAAAGGGAAAUUAUCUGCCAGAGCUAUAAUUUCAACAGAAAAGAACAGAUCUGUGAAUUAAACAACCGCACAAAGGAUGCAAGACCCGAGAAUUUCCGCUCAGACCCAGCGUGGUUUUAUAUUCGCCGUUUAAACGGAAGAGCUCCCUUGGGUUCGAUACCGGGGUUACCAGCUCGUUCAUGCCAAGAAAUAACAGCAAGCGAAGGGAAAGACACACCAAGCAACAAUUACUGGCUGGAUCCAUCUGGCACUGGGAAGGCAGUUUUGGUUUAUUGUGAUAUGAAUUUGGAAGAUCAUGAUGAAUGCAUCAGUGGAAACAUUGCCUGUGACGUCAAUGCAUACUGUACCAACACUGUGGGUUCCUAUUACUGUACCUGCAAGGAAGGAUACACUGGCGAUGGACGCUCGUGUUCAGCUAGGCUUAGUGGAUCUGGAUUUAAAGGCCAUGAUUGUGAUGAGGACACAGAUGAGUGUUUGAACGGAACACACGGUUGUGAUGUGAAUGCUGAGUGUAACAAUACCCUGGGAUCUUACAAGUGCACGUGUAAAGAUGGAUUUCAAGGAAAUGGAACCAAAUGCACAGAUCUAGAUGAGUGUAUGAUCGGAACACAAAACUGUAAUGUAAAUACUAAGUGUAACAAUACCCUAAGAUCUCACAAUUGCACGUUUAAAGAUGGAAUUCAAGGAAAUGGAACCAACUGCACACAUACCAACGAAUGCACUGAAGGAAAACACGACUGUGAUGUAAAUGCUGAGUGUAACAAUACCUUGGGAUCUUACAAAUGCACUUGUAUGGAUGGAUAUGAGGGAAAUGGAACCAACUGCACAGACAUAGAUGAGUGUUUAAAAGAAAUACACGGUUGUGAUGUGAAUGCUGUGUGUAACAAUACCCUGGGAUCUUACAAAUGCACUUGUAAAGAUGGAUAUGAGGGAAAUGGAACCAACUGCACAGGAUUUACAGCUGUGUUUACAAAUCUUGGUAAGAUUGGAUCAGAGGGUCCAAAGUCGAUUGGUAGUCAUUACAAAGAUCAGGACCAUGACGGACAAGUAACAGUGUCCAGCGGUAUUCAAGUGUGGACUGUGCCACGCACUGGUCAAUACAGAAUAGAAGCAAUAGGAGCCUCAGGGGGGUACAGUGAGGACAGUUUUAUCAAAACCGGAGGAAGAGGGGCACGAAUGAUUGGAAACUUUAAUUUGACCAAAGAUGAGAUCAUUCAUGUACUUGUUGGUCAAAAAGGGGAAAAAGGGAAUGAAAACCCAAAAACUGCCGGAGGUGGAGGAGGUACAUUUGUAGUGAGAGAAAACAACAAGCCUUUGAUUAUAGCUGGAGGUGGAGGAGGAAUUAAAAAUAUAUCGGAACAACAUCCAGGAUGUGAUGCGUCCAUAAACACAACAGGGAAUGCAGGGAACAACUCGCCUUUGGGGUCAGGAGGAAGCAACGGAAAUGGAGGAAAAAGGAGUGGUCAAUCCGCAGGUGGUGGUGGCGGUGGCGGCGGCUUUUACAGUAAUGGAAGUAGCGGUGCUGGUCAAGGAGGCAAAGGAUAUCUUCACGGAGGAGUGGGUGGACAUGCCUGGGGUGGGUUCGGAGGUGGCGGUGGUUUACUUGGACGCGACCGUGGAGCUGGAGGUGGUGGAGGUUACUCUGGAGGAAAUGGUGGAGCUAAAGAACAGUUUUCCUGUGGGGGAAGGGGUGGAUCUUUCAACAGUGGGACAAAUCAGCAGAAUGAAUGUUGUUUUAAUAGCUUUGAAGAUGGUAGAGUGAUCAUCACGUUUCUUCAGUGA
Molecule: messenger RNA, 1947 nt
Organism: Pocillopora verrucosa
Lineage: Eukaryota; Metazoa; Cnidaria; Anthozoa; Scleractinia; Pocilloporidae
Source: RefSeq, a predicted model, not a curated record